This is a messenger RNA of Hippocampus comes (tiger tail seahorse), 624 nucleotides long. RefSeq names its product ubiquitin-like protein 4A. The transcript has 2 exons. NCBI's taxonomy places the organism in Eukaryota, Metazoa, Chordata, Actinopteri, Syngnathiformes, Syngnathidae. Gene Ontology annotation, cellular component: BAT3 complex. The record is from RefSeq and is a predicted model, not a curated record. Gene Ontology annotation, molecular function: protein-folding chaperone binding. Bases 23 to 490 code for a protein of 155 amino acids. Gene Ontology annotation, biological process: tail-anchored membrane protein insertion into ER membrane; post-translational protein targeting to endoplasmic reticulum membrane.
CUCAGCCUGUAGUUCUUUGACCAUGUUGUGUGUAAUAUUCCAGGUGACUGAAGAUGAAAAAGUUUCCACAGUGAAAGAGCUCGUCUCGGAACGUCUCAACAUCCCAGCCAAUCAGCAGCGGUUGCUUUAUAAAGGCAAAGCGCUUGCAGAUGAACACAAACUAAGUGACUACUCCAUUGGGCCAGAAGCCAAAUUAAACCUGGUCAUCCGUCCAGCGGGCGAAAGGACCGGGGCUUCAGGGACGACGGCCACGUGCAGCAGCAACGGCAGCAUAACACAAGCGGGAGUGUGGCAGACUGUGUCCACUAUCCUCGCAAAACACUUCAGUCCCGCAGAUGCUGCCAAAGUCCAUGAACAGCUGAUUAAGGUACUGUAUCUGUUAAGUUUAGGACAUGGGAAUUUAACAGCAGUUCAAUCGGCUUACAUAUAUAAAACCAAACGUCUGUGUCGUAUGACAAAAAAUAGGCUGCACUUUUGUAAAAAUAUGUAGAGUAAAACUGUCUAAGUCAAGGUACCACUGUAUUUGGAUACAGAACAAAAGUCCAACAAAAAAAGUGUUUGUCUCCUUAUUAUACGAUCCAAUACAUCUUUGCUUAUAUCGCACUUUCACAACAGCUGCAGCUU